UUAAAAACUUUGACUUUGUUGUCCUUACUAUCAAAUGUCAUUUCAAUUUAUUUUGUACGUCAAAAUUUGGUGGAAAUGAGUAGAAUAAUAAUUUAAUUUAAAUAAUCUAUAAUGUCAACUAAAGAAGAACAAGAUACACCACCUAAUCAAACACAAGAGUCUGAGGAACAUUCAGCUAGUGGUAGCAGCUCUGAAGACGAGCAAGAGGAGAAUAUGGAACAUUUGCGUAGAUUCUUUGCAGAGAAGCUUAAUUUUUCAAAAGCCGAAGACAAGGAAAAAGUAAAGGUGCUAAAUGAUGUGUCCAUUGAUGGCAUAGUUAACUACAUUAAUGAAAAGAACUGUAAAAAUAUCAUUACUAUGGCAGGUGCUGGAAUAUCAACUUCUGCUGGAAUCCCAGAUUUCCGCUCACCAGGUACAGGCUUAUACCACAAUCUCCAAAAGUAUAAUUUGCCACAUCCCCAAGCAAUUUUCGAGUUAGACUUCUUUCACAAUAAUCCGAAGCCAUUCUUUGAGUUGGCAAAAGAACUUUACCCAGGUACAUUCAAACCGACAUUGUGCCAUUAUUUUGUUAAAAUGUUAGAUGAAAAAGGAUUGCUCCUAAGACAUUAUACUCAAAAUAUUGAUACUCUGGAAAGGGUUGCAGGAAUACAUGAAGAUAAAAUUGUUGAAGCUCAUGGCACAUUUCAUAGAGGGCAUUGUUUGAAGUGCAGAGAAGAGUAUAGUCAAGACUGGAUGAAAGAAAUCAUUUUUAAAGAUGAAAUUCCAUCAUGCGAAAAAUGUUCUGGAGUUGUAAAACCAGAUAUAAUAUUCUUUGGUGAGGUAUUACCAACUAAAUUCUAUAAUGGUUUAAAGACAGACUACUCAAAAUGUGAUUUACUAAUAAUUAUAGGAACUUCAUUGGCAGUACAACCGUUUGCUUCCUUAGUGGAUAGGGUUGAAGAUCAUGUACCGCGGAUUUUAAUAAACAGAGAAAAAGCAGGACACCGAUCAAGCAUCAUGACUAUGCUUGGAAUGGGAGGAGGCUUAAAUUUUGAUUCCAAAGAUAAUACAAGGGAUGUUUGUUGGUUGGGAGAUUGUGACGAGGGAUGUCUACUAUUUGCUGAAAAAUUAGGAUGGGGGGAUGAAUUACGACAAAGAGUUAAAGAAGAACAUGAAAAAAUAGACAAAGUUAAUGAAAAGGUAAACGUAACAAAGAAACCAGAUUCAGAAGGAAAGCAAUUACCAAAGUUAUAAUAAAAAUAUCAAUGUUAAUCAAAUUAAAAUAUAAAUAAAUAAAAUAACUACAUAACAUCUUUGAAAAAUGCUGUUAUUGUUAAAAUAAAAAUGUUACAGCUUA
This is a messenger RNA of Diabrotica virgifera virgifera (western corn rootworm), 1336 nucleotides long. Its product is annotated as NAD-dependent protein deacetylase sirtuin-2. Gene Ontology annotation, molecular function: NAD+ binding. The transcript has 7 exons. NCBI's taxonomy places the organism in Eukaryota, Metazoa, Arthropoda, Insecta, Coleoptera, Chrysomelidae. Bases 112 to 1233 code for a protein of 373 amino acids. The record is from RefSeq and is a predicted model, not a curated record.